AUGAGUAGCGAUACCCCCUUGCUCAGUCAAGAUGCUGGUGAUCCUUACUACGAGGACGAGCAACGAGCAUUCGCGGAGAGGUGGAAGUCCGGCUACCACCGGGUCCAGACGGCGAUAUCUCGCUUCACCAACUCUCGCACGAAGCACUGGAUCCUGCUAGUCCUCAUCAUCCUUGACGUUGCCGGGAUCUUGAGCGACAUCUUCAUCGCCCUCAUCACGUGCGAGAUAGGCGUCGAAGACGACGAAUGGGUAGCUCCGACGAGGAAUGCUCUAGCCACCUUCUCGUUGGUCAUGAGCUGCGUCUUCCUCGCGGAACUGGGCUUAUCCGUCUUCGCCGACGGCUGGGGGUACUUCCGGAGCUGGUUUCACAGGUUCGACGCCUUCGUGGUCGUGGCCGGGCUCGCAGUUGACCUGGUCGAGAAUAACACGGCGGAGGAAAUCGCUUCGUUGAUCGUCAUCCUACGUCUGUGGCGUUUCGUCAAGAUCGUCGACGAGUUCUCCGUCGAGGCCUCUGAGGAGAUGGAGGAGAUGCGCAAGCGUAUCGAGGACCUGGAGUCGCGUAAUGCGGCUUUGGAGGCACAGGUUGCGCAGAGAUAG
This is a messenger RNA of Annulohypoxylon truncatum, 597 nucleotides long. RefSeq lists its product as uncharacterized. The record is from RefSeq and is a predicted model, not a curated record. Bases 1 to 597 code for a protein of 198 amino acids. Gene Ontology annotation, biological process: proton transmembrane transport. The transcript has 3 exons. Lineage: Eukaryota; Fungi; Ascomycota; Sordariomycetes; Xylariales; Hypoxylaceae. Gene Ontology annotation, molecular function: voltage-gated proton channel activity. Gene Ontology annotation, cellular component: plasma membrane.